Molecule: messenger RNA, 1064 nt
Organism: Suillus plorans
Lineage: Eukaryota; Fungi; Basidiomycota; Agaricomycetes; Boletales; Suillaceae
Exons: 13
Coding region: 201-1064 (287 amino acids)
Source: RefSeq, a predicted model, not a curated record
GCUUCACGACCAACAUUUAUGUUACGCACCUGGAUUGAAUUCAUCUUUCUUCAUAUGAAAAUACUCACUUUGGGUAAUGUGCACUGCAGGAACAAAUAUAAUCUCUCGACCUCAUUUUGGUACUUAAAGCACAUGGUAUAUCUCAUUGCCAUAGUACGUCCACCAAAUUUGCCUCUCACCCACACUCAUUCUCUAUCAAUAUGACCAUAGUCUUAAACGAUCCCACUUUGUGGCCGAUCAUAAACGGAUAUCGUUAUUCCAGCUAUAUUGUAGUUGCCACUUUUGUUGGAGUGACGUAUGAUUGGGCACUUUCGUUCGGACAGGAGGUCGAACUGAUCUGGGGUCAACGCUGGUCCCUAAUGACAGUUCUGUAUCUUGGUGUGCGCUACCUUGGAAUCUUAUGUACUGCUGUAGCUAUGUUGAGCAUUAUUUCAUACAUCGUACAGCUUUGUGUCGGUGGUUUAAUAUUUCCAAUACUGGGGGUCGUCAUGAUCACUCGUGUCAUCUUCCUGGCUGACAACAUUUUUAACGGAGUGGCUGUUGUAAUGAUAACUCUAUAUCUUUCAGGAGAGGAACUUAUUCUUUCUGGCACUCAUCAGUGCUCGAUUGACUUUGGAAAAGGUGGCUUGCCUUUGGAUCUUAUUAUUUGGAUACUUGGAACAGCGUGGGAGGUCCUCACACUAUGUCUCGCAAUCUGGAUUGCUGUAAAGCACUUCAGGGAAUUGCGACAAUAUUCGACAGGAAGUAUCACCAGGGACUGUUUCACGGUAUUGGUGAAAGCUCACGUGGUCUACUUUGUGAGCUUUGUUGCUACGUCUUGCUUCCAGCUCGUAUUUGAUUUCUCUGUAGUACUCUCAGCGGACCAAAAUCCCCUGAAAGUCCAGAAUUAUUCUGGAUUUCUUCAAAUUUUCUUAGUCGGGCAGAUGUGUGUGCUGGGACCGCGCCUGAUCCUUAGCGUUCGAAAAUAUCACACUGAGCUCGUUGCCAACUCUGAUGCAGCAACCGGCAUGACCUCAAUCGCUUUCCAAGAGCGUGUGCAUAUAUCGACUGGCAAUAGUGUGUGA